Molecule: messenger RNA, 1574 nt
Organism: Pectinophora gossypiella (pink bollworm)
Lineage: Eukaryota; Metazoa; Arthropoda; Insecta; Lepidoptera; Gelechiidae
Gene: Rap2l
Product: ras-related protein Rap-2c
Exons: 1
Coding region: 343-885 (180 amino acids)
Biological process (GO): Rap protein signal transduction; negative regulation of cell migration
Cellular component (GO): plasma membrane
Molecular function (GO): GTPase activity; GTP binding; GDP binding
Source: RefSeq, a predicted model, not a curated record
UCAAACCAUUGCAACAAAGUGCAUUGACCAACCUGCUGCUGCUACCAAUUCCAGCAGGGAGCUAGUCAGUCACUCCAUCAGUGGAUAGAUGGUUGCUUCCGCGUUUGUAUAUUUGAAGUGACUUCCAUCGCGAUGCAAUUGAAGUUGUUUGCCACUCGUUAAAACUAAAAUGGCGUCGCUGUUUAUCAAUUAGUAACUUGCUUUAUGUGAACGUGAACGUUCGUCAGUGAUCGCAUCCGAGUGACUCAUAAACCAACAUAGCAAUGACAUUUUUAUAGCACAGUGAGAUUCGUUUCUAAAACGUUGUGUGGAAGACUGGCAAGUGUAAUUUAGAGCACAAUAAUGCGCGAAUUCAAAGUAGUCGUGCUGGGCUCGGGUGGGGUCGGGAAGAGUGCUUUGACUGUGCGGUUCGUGUCUGGAUGUUUUAUGGAAAAAUAUGACCCCACAAUAGAGGAUUUCUAUAGGAAAGAAAUAGAAGUGGACAAUUCACCAUGUGUUUUAGAAAUAUUGGAUACCGCUGGCACGGAACAAUUCGCCUCAAUGCGGGACCUGUACAUAAAAAAUGGCCAAGGGUUCGUAGUAGUAUACUCAUUAACGAAUCACCAAACGUUCCAAGAUAUUAAGCCAAUGAAGGAAUUGAUAACGCGCGUGAAGGGAUCAGAGCGCGUUCCCAUCCUGCUGGUGGGCAAUAAGGCGGACCUGGACCACCAGCGUGAGGUGGCAGAGACUGAGGGCGCCGCACUCGCGCAGAUGUGGGGCUGCCCUUUCGUCGAGGCCUCCGCCAAGAGCCGUACCAACGUCAACGAAAUGUUUGCCGAGAUCGUGCGCGAAAUGAACGUUAGUCCUGAGAAGGAAAAGAAAACUUAUUGUUGUACAGUGCUUUAAUAUUUAGAGUGUAAUGUGGCAUUUAUUUCUCGUAAGACUGCAAGGGUGAGGCGGGAGAGCGGCCGGGCCUGGCGCCGCCGGCGCUGCGGCGGGCCCCUGCCGGCCGCGGCGCGCGUCAUAUCACGUUGUUAAUAUCUUUGAUACAUACCAUUGUCCAAUCGAGGUGCUUUAUCUUAUAUUUUCAUACUUUAGUACUGGUAGAUACUCCCGCAGUAACCGUUAUCAUACAAUUGAACAAAGUAUACAUUGGAGCAAACAUACUGUGAGCCAACAUCAACAUCACAAAGACCUUGGUUUUGUUCAUCAAAAGCAAGAAUGUAGUAUGUGGAUGCUGCAUCGGUCUAAACAAACAUGUAUUAUAAAUUAAUAUUAGUCAACUUUGUAUAUAAUUUCAUGAGAUUAAUGGUGUCAAAUGACAUGGACGGUCUAGAGUGUUAAAAAGCCAUCCAAAUAUGCAAUAAACUUAUGAUUGUGUAGAGUGGAGUGCGAUGAGUAAGUGUUUACACCUAAGUCAUGUCGCAGAUUGUGUUUUAUUGUGUAAAUUAUGUUUAUAUGAGAAAUCAGUAAUCAAGGAAAUACAGUAAGAAUUGUCAGUUGCGUGAUUGUGUUUUAAAAGUCUACCAGGAUUUGUGAUAAUACAUAUAACAAAGUAUCUAUAAUAAAAGUUUUAAGUGGGAGAUUACUAAGAA